UGCAGAUUUCGAGAUGGGCUCUCCUCGUUCCCCACAGCUACGGCAUCGAGGCGUUUCUGAAGAGAAACCAUCACCCAAGGGUGAGACCACCGUGUUAGCAGCUGAUGAAGAGGUUAAGAAAGAACGGGCCAAGUCUCUGUCGGUAUUCGGAGGUCUAGUCUCCCCUAAGCUGCGUGGUGCUCAACUUUCAUUUGAGACAGCUCUUGAAACUCUUGUGGAAAUAGCCAACACACGAUCAUCCAUGUUAGCUGCCUUUGAGCGGAUCACGAAGAAGUAAAGACAGAAUGUGCCAAUGCGUUAGUUCAAUUUUUGAGUUUGUAACUACCACAUUCUGUGUAAUACACAAGUAUCUAUUUUGAUCAGAAUUGCUUGCUUUACAGCACCAAAUAAUAUACACAACAUUUUGGAGCA
This is a messenger RNA of Raphanus sativus (radish), 411 nucleotides long. RefSeq lists its product as uncharacterized. Gene Ontology annotation, cellular component: extrinsic component of endoplasmic reticulum membrane. NCBI's taxonomy places the organism in Eukaryota, Viridiplantae, Streptophyta, Magnoliopsida, Brassicales, Brassicaceae. Gene Ontology annotation, biological process: vacuolar proton-transporting V-type ATPase complex assembly. The coding region runs from base 14 to 277 and encodes 87 amino acids. The transcript has 4 exons. The record is from RefSeq and is a predicted model, not a curated record.